AUGAGAAAUGAAAUUCAUUCACUUGAGGAAGAAUUGUGCAAAUUUUUGAGUGUAAAAUCAAAUGUAGAAGCAUAUAGAAAGAUUCCCGAGAACAUUUCACCUUCUGUACCUAAUUUCACAUCAGGUAAAAUACAGGAAGCUGAACUAAAUACAUUGUUUGGAGUUUUAUCAGCAAGUUCAAAACCUUCCGAUGAAAGUAAAUACAGCUUGAAAUCGAAGAAGAAACCAUCAGAAAGUGAAUCCUUUUUUCAAUCCAAACAUCUGAUGCAUGAACCAGAGACUGUCGCCACCAUAGACACGGGGUACAAUAUGUUUGAAAAGGUGCAAAAUCUGAGAAAUGAAGGGUUCUGGACAAUUGGUCAAGAUAACACCAUGAAACUCUUCAGCAUCAGUAAGGGAUCACUACUUAAUUUAGUUAUAACUAAAUCAGGGAACGAACCAUCGGAUAUAGCAGUGACAAAAAGCGGAGAUCUAGUUUAUACCGAUUACUAUUAUAAAAGCGUUAACAUUGUAAAGAAUAAGGAAAUAAAGGAGGUAAUCAUAUUAAAGAACUGGAGACCUAACAGUAUCUGCACUACAUCCUCAGGUGAUCUUCUGGUAAUACUAGAGAGUGAUGAUGAGAAGCAAUCAAAAGUUGUUCGUUACAGUAACUCUAGUUACAGAGAGAUACAGAUCGAGCAUUCAGUUUGA
Saccostrea cuccullata (small rock oyster) is the source of this 690-nucleotide messenger RNA. RefSeq lists its product as uncharacterized. The record is from RefSeq and is a predicted model, not a curated record. The transcript has a single exon. Lineage: Eukaryota; Metazoa; Mollusca; Bivalvia; Ostreida; Ostreidae. Bases 1 to 690 code for a protein of 229 amino acids.